Molecule: messenger RNA, 570 nt
Organism: Condylostylus longicornis
Lineage: Eukaryota; Metazoa; Arthropoda; Insecta; Diptera; Dolichopodidae
Product: transmembrane protein 14 homolog
Exons: 2
Coding region: 64-402 (112 amino acids)
Biological process (GO): regulation of heme biosynthetic process
Cellular component (GO): mitochondrial membrane
Source: RefSeq, a predicted model, not a curated record
AAAUAUUUUGUGAAAGGGUGACACUUGCAAUUCUCAGUUUAACAAAAUAAUAUUUUUAAAAAAAUGCCUGCUGAUUUAAUUGGAUAUUUAUAUGCAGCUACGGUUGCUGCAGGUGGAAUAAUAGGUUACACUAAAGCUGGUUCUAUACCAUCUUUAGGAGCCGGUCUUAUUUUCGGUAGUAUUUUAGGCUAUGGUGCUCAUUUGAAUUCACAAGAACCACCCAGACCUCUUUUACAAUUGGGUACAUCUUUAGUUUUGGCUGGUAUAAUGGGAUCAAGAUUUGCAAACAGUGGAAAAUUUAUGCCAGCUGGUUUAAUAUGCAUAAUAUCAUGCGGUGCUCUAGUACGCAAUCUUAUCACAUAUAAUCAGUAUCUUCCAUUAAUUGGUAGCAAAGCUGAUUAAAUUAAAACAGUAAAAUUGCUUACAUAUAUUUUGCUGUAAAAUAAUAUAAUGAUAAAAUGUUGAAAUUAGUAUAUACAUACAUGCAUAUUGGUAUAUAGAUGUUAUAAGUGAAUAUUUUUUUAUUGAUUUUUGGUUAAGGAAAAAAAUAAAAGUAUGUUUAUGUAGUAA